UCUAAAACAGCAAAUAAUCCCAAAUUCACAUUUCCCAUUUCCCAAGCCCUUACGUCUCUGGUCUCUUUUGCUUAAAUUCGAAACACAACCUUGCUCCAUAAAUCUUCCGGAUUGCUGAAAUUUCACCCACUCCGUUAUCAAUCAAGGUUUGCUCAAUAUCUUGUGGAGUUAAUUUCCUUAUGUCAUGAAAUAUUAGUCUCACAUGGAGCAAGCAACCACCUUUAAUUCCCUUUUUUUUCUAGUAAAGGAUAUCUCUGGUCUCUUUCCCUGUUGCAUUAGAUGUUGGCUUUUGGUUUUGUUCUCUUCCUGGUUACUCCUAAUUUUAAGUUCUUGUAAUGGGAUUUAGGUCUUUUUAAGUUGUACCUUUCACUGCUCUCUUGUGGAAUUUUGUCAAUAAUAUGAAUUAAAUUGGUACUUUCUAAAGAAAAUGUUUAGUUCUUUUGUAGUAGAUGUGAGAGAAAUUAUUUAUAAGAUCUAAAUAUGGUUGAACUUUGAACAUGUCAAAAAAUAAAGUGAAAAAUAGAUUGCUUGACUAAUUAAGAAAUUUGAGACUCAGUAAGUAGUGUCGCUUCUCGGAGGCUGAAACCCAUUACGUUAUGCCUAGUAUUGCUUUUACGGUGAGUUACUAUCGUGGACUAUAGUUUUUUUUUUUUUUUGAACUCCCUUGCACGAAAUUCUGGAUCCGUCACUGGGGAUCAUCCCAGCCCUUUAAAAUUAUAUUCCCCUCAAAUAAUUUUUUACCCACUAAAAUAAUCCAACCUGACCCGAAUUUUUUUUUUCCAACCAAAGGGUAAUGGGUUGGGUCCGUAUCAGUUUGGCUGGAAAAACAAAAUCUGGUCGGGUUAGGUUAUUUUAGUGGGUAAAAAAUUAUUUGAGAGGAAAAUAAUUUUGAAGGGUUGGGAUGAUACCACGUGGCAGCUGUUAGACAUAAGGGUAUAAUUGACUUCAUAGUAUGACGGUAAAGGUAUAAUUGGUCGUAUAACGAAGGGAUGGAUGAAUUAUUUCACAAAGUUGAGGGGUAAUUUUGGCCCUUUUCCGUUUAAAAAAUUAAUAUAUGCUUGUUGUCUGUCACAUUCAUGAUUAGCCAACUAGCUGAAACGUUAAACUAUAGCCAACCCUUAUUGACUUUAAUUUCACUUUUGACUAAUACUUUAUAACAUACACAAGAAAUCUCCUGAGGAACCACUAUUUAAACUGCAUAUUGUCAAGCCAUUCUAGCAGACUACAGAGUAAAUUUAACUCAUCACACUCCUCGAUAUAUCUCAACUUCAUGGAGUUCUUUAGAAUUUUAAUUUCACUCUUUGCUCUUCAAUUCUUACUUUUUCUAUCACCAAUCCAUACAGCACCUGGAAAUUCCAAUCUUUUCAGGGAAUACAUUGGAGCAGAGUUCAAGGAUGUCAAAUUUAUUGAUGUUCCCAUUCACUCUGAUGUCGAAUUUCACUUCAUUCUCUCUUUUGCCAUUGACUACACCACUUCUUCUCCAUCACCCGCAAACGGUCAAUUCAAUAUUUUUUGGGACACAGAUAACCUCACCCCUUCUUCUGUUUCCGCGAUUAAAAACCAACAUUCGAAUGUCAAAGUAGCAUUGAGCUUAGGAGGUGACAGUGUUGGAGGAGCCAGCGCGUAUUUCAACCCUACUUCGGUCGAUUCUUGGGUUUCAAAUGCUGUCUCGUCUCUUACAAACAUCAUUAAGCAAUACAAUUUGGAUGGAAUUGAUAUCGACUAUGAACAUUUUCAAGCUGAUCCUAAUACCUUUGCUGAGUGCAUAGGCAGACUAAUCACAGCUCUCAAGAACAACGGAGUUAUUUCGUUUGCUUCUAUAGCUCCGUUUAAUGAUGAUGAAGUUCAGAGUCAUUACAAGGCGCUAUGGAAAAGCUAUGGUCACCUUAUAGACUAUGUUAACUUCCAAUUUUACGCGUACGAUGAGGGAACCACUGUGUCUCAAUUCAUGGACUAUUUUUCUACUCAAAGAUCCAAUUAUGAAGGAGGAAGGGUUCUUGCUAGCUUCAGUACAGAUAGGAGUGGGGGAUUAAAACCAGAAAAUGGAUUUUUCACAGCAUGUAGUCAGCUUAAAAGUAAAGGAGAGUUGGGUGGAAUAUUUGUGUGGAGUGCUGAUGAUUCAAAAUCAAAUGGCUUCAAAUAUGAGAAGCAAUCACAAGCAUUACUCGCCAUACCCCACUAAUGCUUUCAGCUAUGUUCACUUCUACAAUAUUGUAAUAUUCAUACUUAUGUACCUCCUUGUUUGUAGAAAACUUUUGAAGAUUUCAAUCAAUAUACUACAAUUGGGUUUAUGUGCAU
Lycium barbarum (goji berry) is the source of this 2298-nucleotide messenger RNA. Its product is annotated as chitinase 2-like. Gene Ontology annotation, biological process: carbohydrate metabolic process. NCBI's taxonomy places the organism in Eukaryota, Viridiplantae, Streptophyta, Magnoliopsida, Solanales, Solanaceae. Gene Ontology annotation, molecular function: hydrolase activity, hydrolyzing O-glycosyl compounds. Bases 1271 to 2182 code for a protein of 303 amino acids. The transcript has a single exon. The record is from RefSeq and is a predicted model, not a curated record.